GUGUAGUACUACCGGGUUAUUGAAAGCAGCUAUUUCCUAAAAAGACUAUGCGAAGCGAAUUCCAUUCUGUGUUUGUGGACAGAAUCGCUGCAGGCUUACGCCGAGGCGGUAGCUCCUGACUCCAGCUGCAAAUAAGGCACAUUCUCAAAAAUAGUUCGUUUUUGAAGCGACGCUGUUAUUUUUGAGCUAUUUAAGUUGCAAAGAUCAAUAUACUAUGACAAUUUAGGGGAAGACCGGGCAACUGGGAGCAAUUGUUGUUUUAAAAUUUUAAACAGCCUUUCUCGUAUUUACUACCGGUACGUACUGUUAUUUUUAGGUCGCUAUCACACGUUACAGCCAAACAAUUGUGUGCGCAAUACGGUACAGCCCUGGUGCAAGUUGCUGCAAGAGUAAGGUGGUAUUGCACCGCAUUCUUGAUAUUACUGCUGUCUGAAGAUAACAUUUAAGUGCAUCCCAUGCCUUCAGUUUGAUUCAGGGACAUUUGCUAUUAUUGCAGCCGUGCGUGUAGUUUAAACUCAACACAUUAUAAAACAUGAUUUUAAUUAACAGAUUUUCACAUGUGCAAAAGGUAGAAAAUGCCUUUACAUCCACAAAGGUCAGAUGGUUUUCUGCAAUAACUAACGCCGGUGCGUCAGAUACGAGGCAAAGCGGUAGGCUGCGUGUUUUGGUCGACAUGGAUGGAGUCCUGGCGGAUUUUGAGGGAGGGUUUCUAAAGAAAUUCCGAGCAAAGUUUCCCAAUGAUCCUUACAUUAGUUUGGAAGAUCGCAGGGGAUUCUGGGUCUCCACCCAGUAUGGACAUCUAAGAAGUGAUCUCUGUGAGAAGGCGAUUAGUAUUUGGGAAUCGCAAAAUUUCUUUAUGGAACUCGAUCCUCUUCCUGGGGCGGUGGAGGCUGUGCAGCAGAUGUCUAGAUUUCAAAACACAGAUGUGUUUAUUUGCACAAGUCCUAUAAAGAUGUACAAACACUGUCCUUAUGAAAAGUAUGCCUGGGUAGACAAGCAUCUUGGCAGCGAGUUUCUGGAACAAAUCAUCCUGACGAGAGACAAAACCGUGGUGUCUGCAGACCUGCUUAUAGAUGACAGACCAGAUAUCACAGGGGCGGAGUCUCACCCCACCUGGGAGCACAUCUUGUUCAGCGCCUGUCACAACAAGCAUCAGCAACUGAACCACCCAAUCAGGAGACUCCAUUCAUGGAGCGACAACUGGAGGGCCUUACUGGACAGUAAAAAGCAAUAAUGUCUUUAUUUCAUGUCUUAAAUGAUUGCACAGAUAUUACUUUUAUUGAUAAACAUUUGACUACUACAGGAAUGGUUCCAAAUAUAUAGUAUAUGAAUGGAACGUUUUUAUUAGGAACCAGUAGGUAACACGUUUUUUUAAUAUACAAAGAUGAUAUGUUAUAUCAAAAUGUGGUCUUCGUAUAACCUACAGCAGGUAGGGGGUACAGUGUAUGCAUGAUUCUUCCCAGCAGCUAGUUUUCUAAUGCAUGUCUAGUCCUGGGUCUGUUAUCAAUUUAAAAUCAUUGUAUUUCUCAUUUACUGUAGGUCUAAUAUUUAGGUAUUUUUAGGUAAGUUGGAAAAGAAAUAUUAUACAACCCUCUCUACCUUCAUUCUUUUUAAGCUGUCUAAAUGCAGCUAUUAAGUUUUAACAUUUGAGUCUAUGAUAAGUUUUUUUUUGUGUUGGUGGUAAACUGAGGGUUAUCUGUUUGAGUCUUUUCACAAUACGAUGUCUGUCUGCAAGAAUAGGACUUGCAGACAGACAAAAAAAAAUUUAAAUGACCCAUAAUCUUCUUUUGAGGAAUGCACAAACGCACAGACGCACAGACGCACAGACACACGCACAAAAGUAAUGUCCAUUUAUGGGCCAGUGUUUAUUUUUAAAAGUUAACUACUAACUAACAGCAAGAGUCAACUAACAACAAGAGUCUUGUACACUAAUAAUGCAACGAUUAUUCUUCAUAAGCCACUGGAAGAGUUCCUAGUGUGUAACCAAUGAUUUUAGUUGCUAAAAGUAUAUUCAAUCAGAAAAAUAAAACGUUGCUGAAUGACCCACUGUUUUCUCUGGUUCUUUGGCGCUAUUCAAUGAAACGUCCAGAAUAGGAUGGACUGCAUUAGCAAAUGGGUCUUGUUAAGUACUUAACACAUAUACACCAUACUGAAUGAAUCCCUCUUGAAUUGUUAAACAAGCUAACACAUGUUGAUUGAAUCCCCCUUGAAUUGAUGAAUUUGAAACAGUUACCGUAGUUACAGUACAUUUAAGAGUGUGCCGGUGCAACAAGCAUAUUUCCAUUGAGUUUUAUAUCCGAAGUGGCUGGCGGUUAUGGUGAUUCAGCUGCAUUGGAAUAGAUUCAUUUUCACCACGCUUGUACAUUUCUUAAUUUAGCUUCUGCACCAAAACCCGGAAUUGUCAAGCGAGAGUGAUGCAUUGAUUUUUCCAUCUUAAAAUCCAAAAUUUGUACAUCCAAAUAUUGUUAUUUAUUUCUCUGGCUAGGUAACCACUUACAAUAUAAUUUUAAAAAAAAGUUUGUUGCAGUUUUGUAUUGAUGAGUGAAAUAGUCUUGAACAGUAUUUCAUGCCCAUUAUAGUUUAGACAUCCCAGGCUUGUAUGAGUCAAAGAGAAACUCCUACUCUGCAAAAGAGUUCUGAAACACUUUGUGACUCAAGCCUUGGGAGAAGUCCUUUACUGUCGUCUCCUGAGCCCAUUCAUAUUACUUGAUGUUAUGUUCCUGCUCGUGCAUUACAGUCUUCCAGUGCUCUGCAGAACUGAAUUGCCUCAGGGGCUCAGCUUAAUUAACUUUAAACUGAGCAAAGCGAUCUGGGGGAAAAAAUCUGUAUUAUGCAAGCACUGUUUUGAAUUAACACACCUUCAAUGACGUGUUAAUCUUAUUAAAUAAACAAUGAUCUAUAUUCCCUUGGUUUACUUCACCAAUGUACUUCCCCCAAACACUUUUCCCUUGUCUCAAAUUAGGUCAAGACCUUUUAAAGUAUUUGUAGCUUAGAAAGGAGUAAUAGUUUUCUCUGCCAGUCAUUAUAUAGGUCUCAAAUGUGAAGUUUUGAAAGAAACACAUGUUUUAGCAAACAUGUAUUCAUUUUAAAUCAGGUACUACACUAGAGCAAAGCAAUCCCUGUUUGAAAGCAAUGCUUUUAGACCUGGAGGGUGAAAUUCUCCCCACCCUUUCAUAAGCUUCUUUCCUGUCAAUAACCUAUUAGCUGCUUCUCCUAUUGACUGACAUGCUUUCAGCCAGUAACAUGACCCAGAAGACACUGCUGAGGUAAAAUUACCAAUACAGACUUGCUGGAAGACAUGGCUUGUAAACAGAAGCUUAUUUAAACUCAUUUGAAAAGUGUGUGAAUUCAAAGCAUGGAAAAAAAGAUGUCAUACAUUUCUCCCACUGCUUCUGGGUUAAUUGAGCUACAGGGGGAGACUUGAGAAGCUUUGUGUUAAUAUAAAACUAAACCCAUUAUUACAUUGACCGUUAAGUGAUCAAAUGCAUUAGCUGGGGAGCAAUACAGCCCUUCAUACAGUGCAAUACAUAAAAAACUUAAGUCCAAAACAACGUUUCUCAUACUUGGUUGCAGGAGAGUGAGGCAGUGUUCCUUGGAGGAACGACACAUUGUGGUACCACACUAAUGUUUACUGUACGCACCACUGUGCUUUAUUACACUGUGCUAGGAUUUUAUUACAGUAACACUUUUAUAAGGGCAUCCACUUCUCUACUGUGUGCAUAGUUCAAGUGUAGAAACGCUGUUGCUUAAAAACAGUGAGUAACAUUUCUUCUUAAAGGUACACCCUAGUGAGAGGUUACAUAAGAAUGCCACCUGUCCACUAAGGUGACUACAGAGCCAUUCCUCCCCAGUGGGGUAUUGGGACCAUCUAGGCCUUUGUUUGUUUAGCUUUUUACUCUAGUGAAACUUUGGACAUUUUGAAUUGAGCCGUCCAAGUUGUUUCUCACUAGUUUUGUUAUAAAGACUUUAGAACGUAAUUGAGUUUCAGUUCUUUAUAGUGAUGUAAAUAAAAUACAUCACCAAAUACAAACAUAAUUAAUCUUGUUUAGACCCAGGUAGAUUUGGUACACUUUUAAUGAUUUUUAAAAAUAUAUAAUUUAGAAUAUUCUGGAUAAUUCUUUAUAGAAGCUAAUUAUAUAGAGUAAUAUUUUUUUGUGACAACUAUGUUUAUUGUAACAAUAAAACGUGGGUUUUGACCCAAGUUCCACCUGAAUGCAUGCAAUACCAGGUGCCAGCAUCAUGUAUAUCUUACUCAUAUAACUGUAAAAGGUAUGCAUGUUAAUUUUCCCAGAGAGGUUCUGCAGUUAGUUAGGAAUAGGUCAAGUGUUGGGUGUUGCUUGCUGUACAAUGGCACAGACUGAAUUCACAAAGCAAGUUCAUGAAUGUCCUUGUGUCUGGCACACAUGCCUGUUUGGUGGUUUUCAAAUGUAUCUGUAAUCUAUUGUCAAAUCCAAUGCAAAUGUAAUACCUGUAAAUAGAUUGCAAUAAAGAAUGCCACGAGCACUGCUUGUGAAAUUAAUUCA
This is a messenger RNA of Acipenser ruthenus (sterlet), 4523 nucleotides long. RefSeq names its product 5'(3')-deoxyribonucleotidase, mitochondrial-like. The transcript has 5 exons. The coding region runs from base 533 to 1234 and encodes 233 amino acids. NCBI's taxonomy places the organism in Eukaryota, Metazoa, Chordata, Actinopteri, Acipenseriformes, Acipenseridae. Gene Ontology annotation, biological process: pyrimidine deoxyribonucleotide catabolic process. The record is from RefSeq and is a predicted model, not a curated record. Gene Ontology annotation, molecular function: 5'-nucleotidase activity.